Chanos chanos (milkfish) is the source of this 4251-nucleotide messenger RNA. RefSeq names its product collagen, type VI, alpha 2 (gene col6a2). The coding region runs from base 161 to 3193 and encodes 1010 amino acids. The transcript is spliced from 28 exons. The record is from RefSeq and is a predicted model, not a curated record. Lineage: Eukaryota; Metazoa; Chordata; Actinopteri; Gonorynchiformes; Chanidae.
UGUUGGACACCUCACCUAGAUCUGUCUCGUAGGCUGUGUCUUUUCCCUCCUUGUUUUUGCCAGGGAUGCGUGUUUAAAAACUUUUAUUUUGGCACUGAGCACUUUCCUCUAAAGAACGAAGAUUUCUUGAUUGAGCACGGGUGAGGAGGGGAGAAGUAGGAUGAUGUGGGGAGGGGAGAUCCUCGCUCUCUGCCUCCUAUUUGGAGUCUCAGUCCAUGGCCAGGAAUGCGGAAAACCUCCAGAGUGCCACAUCGAUCUGUAUUUCGUUAUUGACACAUCUGAAACCAUUGCUCUGCAGGAGUCUCCUCCUGGCAGUUUAGUGGAAAGCAUUAAAGAUUUCACCAUCCGGUUUGCCAGGAAGUUGGAAGAUGUGAAGUACAGAGGUUUGGUUCAGAUAGCUUGGACAGUGGGCGGCCUUCACUACUCCCAACGCCAAGAAAUCUUCAGCUCCAUCACCACCAAGGACAACUUUAUCCAAAGAUUGAGACCCAUCAAGUACCUGGGCAAAGGCACAUACACUGACUGUGCCCUAACCAACAUGACUCAGGAGCUGAAACGCUCGCCCUCCCCAUCUGGAGCAAAGCGAUUUGCUGUGAUCAUCACCGACGGUCACGUGACAGGAAACCCAUGCGGUGGGAUCAAAGUGGCAGCAGAACGAGCCAGAGAUGAUCUAGUCAAAUUGUUUGUCAUCGCAGCAUCCAAUGUUGUGGAUGAGACUGGUCUGAGGGAGAUCGCCAACUCCCCGGCUGGUGUUUAUCGCAGUAACUACAUCGCUGUGGAUCUCAGCUCAGGGCGACCAACCAUUAGAGAAGACACUAUUGAUGAUAUCUAUAAUACCAUGCUCCAUUUGGCUUUUCAAGAGUGUUACAGUGUGAAAUGCUUAGAGACAGCAGGUCCUCCAGGUCCAAAAGGACAAAGAGGACAGAAAGGAGCCAAAGGAGAUAAUGGAGACCCUGGCCCAAAAGGUGAAAGAGGUCGCCCAGGAGACCCUGGUAUUGAAGGUCCAAUUGGUCACCCUGGCCCCAAAGGUGAAACUGGAUUUAAAGGUGAAAAGGGAGAAAUGGGUUCGCAAGGAAGAAAGGGCGUGGCAGGUAUCCCUGGGCGCAAUGGUACAGAUGGUCAAAAGGGUAAAAUUGGUCGGAUCGGUGCCCCUGGUUGUAAAGGUGACCCAGGAGAUAAGGGUCCUGAUGGCUAUCCUGGAGAUGUGGGUGACACGGGCCUACCUGGAGAUCCUGGAGAAAAGGGAGAUUCAGGACGAGCUGGGAGAUCAGGGCCACCUGGGCCUGUAGGAGACCCUGGACCUAAGGGUGAGAGAGGAAGCCCAGGAUCACCUGGUAUCCCAGGGCAGAAAGGCUCUGCAGGAGCACCUGGAGGACCCGGACCCAAAGGCGAUCCAGGACGAAGAGGAGACUUUGGGGCAAAAGGAAGUCAGGGAGCAAAUGGGGUAAAAGGCGAUAAAGGAGAACCAGGGCCAGAGGGGCCAAGAGGUCUUCCAGGAGAAAGUGGCAACAAAGGCUCCAAGGGGGACCCUGGCCUGCCAGGACCAAGGGGUCAGCCAGGUGCACCAGGAGAACCUGGGAGAAAUGGAACUCGUGGAGACCCUGGUGAUGCUGGACCUAGAGGCGAUCCUGGCCCCCCAGGACCAAAGGGUGACAAAGGCAGACAAGGCUUCAGCUAUCCUGGACCAAGAGGACCCACGGGUGAUCGGGGUGAUAAGGGCUCACGAGGGCCCAGAGGGGCAAGAGGAGAUUGCGGCCAGAAAGGAGAGCCAGGCGAGAAGGGAGGCCCCGGAAAACCAGGGGAUUCCGGACCUCGAGGGGAGCCAGGGCAGAGGGGACCUUCAGGAGAAUCAGGGCGAGAUGGAGAUCCAGGUCCAGAGGGGGACCCUGGCCUUACAGAAUGUGAUGUCAUGAAUUACAUUAGGGAAACCUGUGGUUGCUGUGAUUGUGAGAAGCGUUGUGGUGCCCUGGACAUUGUGUUUGUGAUUGACAGCUCAGAGAGUGUGGGUCUUACCAACUUUACCCUGGAGAAGAACUUUGUCAUCAACACAAUUAACAGACUUGGCUCAAUAGCCAAAGAUCCCAGUUCAGAGACAGGUACCCGUGUGGGUGUGGUCCAGUACAGCCACAGUGGAACUUUCCAAGCCAUCCAACUCAAUGACUCUAAGAUUGACUCUCUAGCGGCCUUCAAAGAUGCUGUGAAAAAACUAGAGUGGAUUGCUGGGGGUACCUGGACUCCCUCUGCGCUGAAAUUCGCCUAUGACAACCUCAUUCGUGACAGCCGGCGUUCCAAGGCUAAAGUCACAGUUGUUGUGAUCACCGAUGGCCGUUUUGACCCGCGAGAUGAUGACAAGCUGCUGACCUACCUGUGCUCAGACAACAGUGUUGACGUGAAUGCCAUUGGUAUCGGUGACAUGUUUGACCAGCCAGAGGAGAAUGAGAGUCUAAAGUCCAUUGCCUGCCAGAGGGAUGGGAGGGUGAUGGGCAUGCGACGCUUUGCUGACCUGGUAGCAGAGGAAUUCAUUGACAGGAUUGAGACAGUGCUCUGUCCUGACCCUGUGGUUAUUUGCCCUGACCUUCCAUGCAAAACUGAGCCAGCCGUGGCCAACUGCGCUCAGAGGCCAGUGGACCUCGUCUUCCUGCUAGACGGCUCAGAACGCAUGGGUCGGGACAACUUCCGCCAGGCUCGCGAGUUUGUGGAGACCGUGGCCCGUCGCCUCAACCUUGCGCGAGGCGACGAUGAUGAGAGGAACGCCCGGAUUGCCGUUCUGCAGUAUGGCAGUGAGAAUGAGCAGAACGUGGCCUUCCAGUUAUCACACAACUUCACCAUCAUCUCAGACGGUCUAGCGCGCAUGUCCUACCUGGAUUCCUCUUCAAACGUGGGCAGCGCCAUCAUUCAUGCCGUCAACAACUUGGUUACAAGCCAGGGCAGCCGGCUGGCCCGUCGAAACGCUGAGCUCUCCUUCGUCUUUAUCACUGAUGGCGUCACCAGCGAGAAAAACCUGGAAGAAGGCAUCAGUUCCAUGCGCAGGGCUGAGGGUGUUCCCACAGUUGUUGCCAUGGGACCCGAUGUUGAUAAGGGAGUUCUAACAAAGCUUGCCCUGGGAGAUGAGUCAGCCAUAUUCAGGGGAGAUGAUUAUGGUCAUCUUUCAAAAGGUAGCUUCUUCGAGCGCUUCAUUAGAUGGAUCUGUUGAAGGUGGGGUUAGCAACACAGAGAGGGGUGGCAUUUGUGUCUUACUGGAAUUGACUUGGUUGUGAGGGUAGAAAGAACAUUUAUGGGUUUAUGUACAUCACAGGAACACAACUCCAGUUUUCAAGGCCUGGAUUCCUGCUGUUUUGGGUUUUUUUGCCCUCAGCUUCUAACUAGAAACUUUUUGUUAUCUAUUUAGGAUACUCUUCUCUCUUUUUUGGUAACAUACAGUGGUUGGUUUAAAAAAAGAGACAGCAGGAUUUUAGCCCAUGAGGAGUAGAGUUGUGCUCCUUUGAUGUAAAAGAGAGGAAUGAAACCUGCUCUCAGGAUGAAGUUGACUCCAUAAAACACUAACAGACAGGGGCAAGGGGCUGGAAAAACACCGCGUUACAAAUACAAAACAAAACAAAAUAAACCCUACAAGUAACACUCCAAAGGCUAUGUACUGAAUGUUUAAUUUUUUAAAGUUUUUUUUUUAAGCAUUUGUAGAUUUUUUUUCUUCUAUUUUUGUUUUUAAAAGGCUUUACCUGAAUUUUAUAUUCACACCAAGGUGCUAAACCAAAGCAGGACUUGAGUUUUUCCUGUAUAUCUUUGAAAUAAUCUUAUUCCAUUGCAUAUCAUCUAAAGAUGCCCAAAGGUACUUGAUGUCCUGUAGACAAACACACAUAUCAUCAACAUCAUGCCAUAGCUUUAUCACCUCAACUUCAGACCAUUUUCAACUGAAAUCACAGCAAUCUUAUUUCAUUUCUCACCAAAGACCUAUGUGGGGAAAUUAGAGUCACAAAGGAAAAUCAGGUCACACUUCUGAACAGAUGCACUAAUACUUCAACACAUGACACAAAAGAAGAAUGAAAGAAAUGUUCACAGAUAUUGUGGAGUUAUGGCCAAGGUGACUUUAAUUGAUGAGGUAGUACUGGGUCUUAUAAGCACUGUAAUCAGAUAUAGUCACUAAGUUCUAGGAUAUGGAAACAGUCCCGUAACGUUUCCACAUCCUGUAGGACACUUGAAGGACAAAUUCAGUUGUAGAGACUUCAGUGGCCAAACAAUAAAAACAAACUGUGG